Exaiptasia diaphana is the source of this 2590-nucleotide messenger RNA. RefSeq names its product breast cancer anti-estrogen resistance protein 3. The transcript is spliced from 5 exons. Gene Ontology annotation, molecular function: guanyl-nucleotide exchange factor activity. Gene Ontology annotation, biological process: positive regulation of peptidyl-serine phosphorylation; small GTPase-mediated signal transduction. The record is from RefSeq and is a predicted model, not a curated record. NCBI's taxonomy places the organism in Eukaryota, Metazoa, Cnidaria, Anthozoa, Actiniaria, Aiptasiidae. Bases 230 to 2221 code for a protein of 663 amino acids.
UCCAUCUGACAAUAGCUAAGUAAUCGGCCGGCGACUUGAGCACUUUGUUGCUCAUAAAAUUGCCAUUCKAUCAACAGACCAGCUAUUCCACAGUGCCUGAUUUACAUACACUCAUACCAUUCGAUGARUACAGAGCUACACGAACGGUGAACAGGACAUUUAAGAUAACUCGUCCAARAAGAAGAACUUAUUAGACAGGCAGUUGCCUUUAAUUGCCUCAUGUCACGCCAUGUCAGGAAAGAGUAAGCUAAGCCGUUCUUUUCCUGCUAGAGUGAAAGGCGAAUCCAAGUCACGCUCCCAACUGCCUUUUAAAAGGUUCGCAGAUUUCUUGACUCUGAAAAGGAAAAAGAAAAAGCCUGAUGAUGGAUCGAGUUCACUGGAAAAACAGCCUUGGUUCCACGGGAAAAUAAAUGCUGAGUACGCAGAAUUAUURAUUAAAAAGAGUGGUGAAUUCCUUGUUCGUGAGGAUCCAGCAAUGCCAGGGACCUGUUUCAUAGCCGUGAGAGUGAAAGACGUGCCAUUACACUUAGCUAUUAAUAAGCUCAAAUCAUCUAAAGGCACCCGCUUUAAAUACAGAAUCGAAGAUUCAGACUUUGUGUUCGACAGUAUUUCGGAACUCAUUCGUUUUUAUGUGAACGAACGACGCCCAGUUUGUAUCAGACCCCCCGCGGUCAUAACGAUAGCCGUAAGUCGGGAAGCCGUUCUUCUGUCUGAAGAAGACUUUCGAGGAAGGUUUGCUACGGCUGGAAGUGCCAGGCUWAGUCGCACUAGCAAGAAACUAGAAAGAAAAUCAAGUGAUCCCAACCUUUCUACUCGCGUYCCUUCGAGACUUUAUGAAGAAAUUGAUAACCCACCGUUAGAAGCUCGGUACGGUACGAAACCUGAACGACCAAAAAUGGCGGUAAAUGGUAGCGCACCUUUAAAAAUCGAAAAAAGAAAAAAUUCUGCAGAUCGUUCGAUCCAAACCUCACCUCGAUCAAGAUCGAUGGAUAAUGUACUUGAUGAUUCGGCCAGCGAAUUAAACGACUGGGCAUCACCWGCAACAACGUAUGACAGCCCAAGAAGCAUCACCACGCCCACUUCACCUCCMUUUAAAACACCAUUUACACAACAGGAGAAAAAGCGCAAAAAUGUUGACCCUAGUAUGCUUGAAUGCGAUGUGGACUAUGCAACACCAUCGUCCAUUCCUGCCGAACAAGAAUAUCAGGUACCAAACAAUUCGUUGACGUAUGAUGUCCCACGUACGAGUGAGAGCGAGGACUCACACAGAAAAGACGAAGAGAUAGAACCAACUAAUACAGACUCAAACCACGAGAAAGGAGCCGAUAUUGAAUCGAAAAGUAAGAUGCAAGAUGAAAGACAUAAUCUUUAUCUGACUGUAGUAAGCAMGUUGUGCGACACUCUCGUAAAACCGCUUUUACGUCACGAUUGUGUCACGCUAGCUCGUCACCUUACUAAAGCAGAUCUUGAAGUAGUUUGGAAUGAAAGUGAUGCUGAAGAUGAUGACGGGGGAGCACUGGGACUGGAAAAGCUUGUCCUUCCACAAGGACGAGAGAAACGAUGCGCUAUCUUGGACAGGUACCAACAAUUGACAUACUGGACUGGGGCACUGGUCAUAGUUGCUGGGGAAAUGUCUGCGCGAGCUGAGAUGGUUUCAAAGCUUAUUGAAUUAGCUGAUGCAUUAAGUGACAAACUUGGUAACCUCAUGUCAUUUAUGGCAAUCAUGGAAGGUCUAGCUUUGGCUCAGGUAAGCCGUCUCCAUCACACUUGGUCGWGCUUGCAUCAUCAGUUUUCAUCUUCAGCAGUUCUCAUUCAGAGCACCUUGAAGCCUUUGGCGGGACUUUUAUCAUCAGGUGCUCCUAGCCCUUUCCCUGGCRUCUGUUUGCCUUAUUUGGUCCCAUUGGCUCAACUGCUUGAAUCCACAAACGAAUCAAACCUUGAUGAGUUGACUGACGACGACGAACACCAUGGUAUCGAGGUUGUUCUUGCUCAUCUUAGUGCUGGUAGAACACUCAUUCAACAAAUUGACGCUUUUCGAAGUGAAGCCRAUUCAAGGCUGACAUUUGAAGGAGAAGACACAAAUCUAAUGAAGUAUUUUCGCGACGGUAUCGACGUCAGUAAAGUGCUAGGAGUCCAUGCAGAYUCUUUGUCCAGAAUACACAAACUGACGACUUUAUUGAACUGGUUGUCAGAAAAUGUUGAGAGUGGAAAUACGCARUAAUUGCAUAAAAUGGUGAAAAUACUUGAAAAUGAUAUACGCCAAAUAUAGAAUGCUUUUACCAAAUAUGGUAACACAAAAGAUAAACUUCAGAUAAAAGUUCAGCUUUUAAAUUAAGUAGAAUUCUGUUGUAAAUAUUUACAAGAUGCCCUUGACAAUGUUGUUCUGAUGAAGGAGUCUUUUUGGUUAUGUUGUGAAUUGACAAAGAAAAUAUUAUAAAUUAAGUUAUAGCAAAUAAUGAAAAUUAUUGGUUAAAUAUUUUGUAAUGAAUGUUUGAAAAGUGUUCUUGUUAAAUUACAUURACAAAUGUAUAAUAUACAUUUUUUUACCUCAUAAUUUGUAAAAAUAAACACAAUACAUUUUUGMAACCUU